Topomyia yanbarensis is the source of this 3475-nucleotide messenger RNA. RefSeq names its product GATA zinc finger domain-containing protein 11-like. The coding region runs from base 909 to 3137 and encodes 742 amino acids. The record is from RefSeq and is a predicted model, not a curated record. NCBI's taxonomy places the organism in Eukaryota, Metazoa, Arthropoda, Insecta, Diptera, Culicidae. The transcript has 3 exons.
UAGUUCGCGUUUGUAUAUCGGUCGGACGGUUCGUGGAGUAGCAAGUACUAGCAGUAGUUUGGAUGCGCAUGGGAUCCUCGCGUACGUGUACGAUGUUACGGUUUGAGAAAGAAAAAGUAGUUCGCGAAUCUGUCGAGACGGGAGUCACUCGACCUCUUCGUUGAAACAAGUUUGCUGCUUUUUUGCUGUUCAAUUUGUGCGCGAAUUUCAGCGAUUGAAGGGUGCCCGUUUGGGCGAUUUCACGCCGUUUUGUAGUAAUCCACUAAGAGCAUCUCGUUGCCGACUCGAGAGACCCAUGGGGUUGGUGUUAAAAUCGCGCUUGCUAUUGGAGUAAAUUAGAUGAAUGGUGCUACCCUUCAAUGAACGGAGUGGUGUGUGGAUUAAGUCACCACGACUGGUGAAGUGAAUGCAAGUGUAUCGUCGUCUUUGGAGGUUGCUUGACCGUAAAGUGACGAGAAGAAGCGCCAUCGAAGUUCAGUUGAAAGUGAGAAAAGUAGGUCUUGUGACGAUUUGUAACCGGCGGACGCGCAGUCAGCUGGAACUUCGUGGAAGUCUUUUUUUUUCUUCAAGCUGGUGAUUCACGGCUUCUGCGUGAAGAGGUCAUACCGAGAUUAAUCAUUACUGCCCUUGUCGCGUUUCGGCUGAUCUUGGCUGUUUGUGUUAGUUAGAAGAACUUGACCGAUGGAAUUCCGCUGUUCGUUCAUGCAAGAGUGACGUGUCUCAAUUAUCAAGUUCUGGUGUCGAUUUACUUAAGACAAGUGGCUAGAAUCAAGUGUUAUCAAGAUAUUUGCACGAUUGUUUGUUUGUGCGGCGAAGAUUUUUUCAAGUGGUUUCGUGUGUCGUGUUUUUGUGUUUGUCUAUUGACAAAGAUGGAUUACUCCUUUGCAGGAGAAUAGUCAGUGAGAACAAUGUUAACUACAAGGAAACCCGGACCACCGGUCCCUCCAAGGCCAAGUGCUGCUGCAGUGGCUACUGCCUUAGCCAAACAUCGUGAAAAUUCUCCUAACUUGGUGGGAGUUCAUACACUGAAACCUCCUCAUCCAGGACGCACUAUCGUUUAUAAAUCGCCUGCAUUCGAAAAUGACAAAACUUCACAGCAAAUCGUAUCGAACGGAAAUUACACUACUAAUACCGAUGUAAAUCAUAUGUCUGGCAACGGAACGGAACGUUCUUUCCAGAAGUCCGAAAUUUACGUCGGCUUAUCAAACGGCUACAAUGUACCACGUCCCAUCCACCCUGCCGAUAGCUUCGCUAAUCGCUGCAAUAAUAACAUUAAUUCCAACAUGGAAAACAGUAAAUUAACGUACACAUCAACAUGCAGUAUAAUUGAGAUAAACUCUUCCUCGUCGGCAUCGACAUCGUCAUCGUCCUCCCCAAUGUCAACGCUGCAUAAGUCGGACUCCAAACCAUGUCUUGCCGGCGUAUGUAAUGAUCACAAUCAUCAUCUUAAUUCUGCCGACGAGGAUGAUACCGUCGUUAGCCAAAAACUUAAUGCCUUCAGCCAUCGGCUCAUGGGUCCGUUAGAAGAGACUACAAUUAAGCGCAAUUCGUCGGACGUGAUUGUGAUCAAUUCGACGUCCUCGGAGCAUGACAGUGGCACCGAGCAGUAUUCGGCGGACACCAACAGCAUCGCAAGCAGUAAUUCGCUUGAACGGGAAAAUAAUUUUAAAAACCUUGGAACCCGCAAGGCACACAUGACCGAAAUCAUCAUCGGGCAUGGAGCCAAUAGUCUCUCCACCAACAACAACACCACCAAGGUUGUAACCAAUGGAAAUGCCACCAUAAUUGAAGCUCGCAAUGAUGCCCUCCUCAACUGCAGAUCCUCCUCUGAUUCAACUAAUCAUGUGAUACGAAGUUCGUCAAUUUGUCUACCCUACCGUCCUGAGCCGGAAGGUGGCGAACAUGUGACACCCUUGAACGAUCAGAAUCGGGGUGUUAAACUUAUCAAACGUCAUGUAAUCGAUCCCAAAACAAUCGAUUCAAAACUAAGUGAGAAAAAAGUUGCAUUUCACGAACAGCUCAUCUCGGAACUAACCGCAAUGAGAGUUGCUCACGAAAACACAAUCGACACUGUUUCCAGACGUCAACGAUAUCCACCGGAAACUCGAUCAUCAACGGAUGUUUCUCCGAAUGGAACUGCCACCCGGUUGGCCAGAAUUCGAACUUCCGAUUGGAUCGAGGUAGGAGACAAUGGGAAAGAGGUGGUUCUCUCCAGUUGCCAAAUAAGUUUGGAAGAUUCCGGAAUGGAGGACGAGGAGAAACUAGACGAUGCGUCUUCUGGCGUGGGGGAUUCCUGGGAUAGCGUGAAGGAUGCUGAGGAACGCAUCACGAUGUCCCUGCCGGGACUGCCUCCACUGCCUAAAAGUCUUAGUGGGUUCGAUCUAGCCGGUCAGCAGCUUCUAUCUCAUCAGCAACACCAUCAGCAGCAGCAUCCGCUCCACCAGCAGCAACAGCAGCAGCACCACCAUCAUGUUGCUCAGCACCAGUCAUCCCAGCAUCAGCCACAGCAGCAAAAGUAUCAUCAUCAUCAUGCCCAGCACCCGCCUUCACAGCAGCUGUUGCCGCACCAGCAACUUCCACCAUCGCUGAAUCACCAUCCUACGAAUCCGUUCAUCCCGAUGGGAGUAAAUCUGCAGAGCGUCAGUAUGGCGUCACUCGUAUCUCAGCGGGGCCAGUCACCGAUAAGCACCGUCAGCAGUUCCAGCAGCAUAUCGGUCACCCCGAACAGUGGCUCCGGCGGUGGUGGAAGCGCCAGUGUCCGAAAGCCAACAACUCUCGACACCCAGUUGGCUGUCUUGCGAAGAGAAAUGUACGGUCUGAGGCAGCUGGAUCUGUCGUUGCUAUCGCAACUGUGGGCACUGAAUGAGUCAAUCCAGGAGUUUCGUACGAUGCUGCAGGAACAGGAAACCCUCUCGCCACCCUCGCCAACGCCCUCCAAUUCGGACGCCAAUUCCGUAUCGUCCGACGAGGAUGAGGACGAAUCGUCGAACACCGCAACCGCCGGCGGAAUCGGACCGGGUCACAACUUGAUCGAAUCGGUCGCAGCCGCUUCGGUGCUCGUUUCGUCCCAGUCGAGUCGGAUGAGGGCACCGCCACCUCCACCACCCAAUCGAAAAGCACCCUCGCGACCGGUUUGAGUUCUUCGCAGCGGGCCUAGAUAUUCCAAAAAGCAACUUUACUCUCUUCAAGCUCUAGCCAAUAAUUGAACCAAUUUACUUCGUUUGGGGGCGAUCCAGUGGAUUGGGUGGAUCUAAAGCGUAACCAUGUUGCUGCAGGUGCAGCAAUCACAAAACACGUAAGUCAAUAGAUCAAGACAAUGGUGAGGGUUUUCCGAGGGCCGCUGUGCUCGGCGAAAACCGCACCCUAAUCUUAAGUAAGUUUUUGCUCUGCAACGCUCUGUACAUAAUAAAUAAACGUAAUUCUUUCAAUUAUAACUACAAAUAAAUAAUAAAGAAACCAUGUUCCAAAAUUGAAA